This is a messenger RNA of Trichoderma breve, 2991 nucleotides long. RefSeq names its product hsp70 protein domain-containing protein. The transcript has a single exon. The coding region runs from base 1 to 2991 and encodes 996 amino acids. Gene Ontology annotation, cellular component: endoplasmic reticulum chaperone complex. The record is from RefSeq and is a predicted model, not a curated record. Gene Ontology annotation, molecular function: ATP-dependent protein folding chaperone; ATP binding. Lineage: Eukaryota; Fungi; Ascomycota; Sordariomycetes; Hypocreales; Hypocreaceae. Gene Ontology annotation, biological process: negative regulation of hypoxia-induced intrinsic apoptotic signaling pathway; endoplasmic reticulum unfolded protein response; cellular response to hypoxia.
AUGACAUCACAACGCCGUUCACCGUUACUGAUGCUCCUAGGAGCCAUCUUCUUCUUAUCCACCAAUGUCCUGGCCGCCGCAGCCGUUCUCGGAGUCGAUCUGGGCACCGAGUACAUCAAGGCUGCGCUGGUAAAGCCUGGCAUCCCGCUUGAGAUUGUGCUUACAAAAGACUCUCGACGAAAAGAAACCUCCGCCGUUGCUUUCAAGCCUUCAAAAGGCGCCGUAGCUGAGGGCCAGUAUCCCGAGCGCAACUAUGGCGCUGACGCAAUGGCCAUUGCCGCACGAUUCCCCGGCGAAGUAUACCCGAAUCUGAAGCCCCUCCUCGGACUCCCAGUGGGAGAUGCGAUUGUCCAAGAAUACGCGGCCAGACAUCCUGCGUUGAAGCUCCAGGCGCAUGCCACAAGAGGGACCGCUGCGUUCAAGACGGAGACUUUGACUGCUGAGGAAGAGGCUUGGAUGGUGGAGGAGCUUCUGGCCAUGGAACUUCAAAGCAUCCAGAAGAACGCAGAAGUUACUGCUGGCGGCGACUCUUCGAUCCGCUCAAUCGUUCUCACCGUACCGCCGUUCUAUACCAUUGAAGAGAAGCGAGCCCUGCAAAUGGCAGCGGAACUGGCUGGCUUCAAGGUUCUCAGCCUGGUUAGCGAAGGUCUGGCCGUGGGCCUCAACUACGCCACCAGUCGCCAAUUCCCCAACAUCAACGAAGGCGCCAAACCGGAAUAUCAUCUGGUCUUUGACAUGGGAGCGGGAUCGACUACCGCCACUGUAAUGAGAUUUCAGAGCCGUACCGUCAAGGAUGUUGGCAAGUUCAACAAGACGGUGCAAGAGAUCCAGGUUCUUGGCAGUGGCUGGGACAGGACCCUUGGUGGAGAUUCUCUCAACUCAUUGAUUGUUGAUGACAUGAUUUCUCAGUUUGUGGAAUCCAAGGGCGCUCAGAAAAUCUCGGCAACCGCUGAGCAAGUUCACUCUCAUGGCCGCGCCGUUGCAAAGCUGAGCAAGGAAGCUGAGCGCCUUCGUCAUGUUUUGAGCGCCAACCAGAACACCCAGGCCAGCUUUGAGGGGCUGUACGAGGAUGUCGACUUCAAAUACAAGAUUUCUCGACCUGACUUUGAGACUAUGGCGGAGGGCCAUGUGGAGCGAGUUGCCGCUGCCAUUAAGGAGGCUCUGAAAGCAGCUAACCUCGAAAUUGGCGAUCUCACGUCUGUCAUCCUUCACGGUGGUGCAACUCGUACUCCAUUUGUACAAAAGGCACUUGAGAAGGCCCUUGGCUCUGGAGACAAAAUUCGAUCAAACGUAAACUCUGAUGAGGCUGCCGUAUUCGGUGCGGCUUUCCGAGCUGCCGAGCUCAGCCCAAGCUUCCGCGUGAAGGAAAUUAGGAUUUCAGAGGGUGCCCAGUACCCAGCCGGCAUUACCUGGAAAGCAGCCAACGGCAAAGUACAACGCCAGAGACUCUGGACAGCCCCUUCGCCCCUCGGUGGCCCGGCCAAGGAGAUUACUUUCACUGAGCAAGAGGACUUUACUGGUUCAUUUUAUCAGCAAGUUGAUACCGAGGACAAAAUUGCCAAGACUUUCUCGACCAAGAACCUAACUGCAACUGUCGCGGCUCUCAAGGAAAAGUAUCCCACGUGCGCCGACACCGGCGUUCAGUUCAAGGCUGCGGUUAAGCUUCGUACUGAGAACGGCGAAGUCGAGAUCGUCAAGGCCGUAGUCGAAUGUGAGGCUGAAGUGACUGAGAAAGAGGGCUUCGUUGACGGCGUUAAGAAUCUUUUUGGUUUCGGUAAGAAGGACCAGAAGCCCCUUGGCGAAGGAGACAAGGACAGUGCCGAAGCAUCAGAAGAUGCCGAAGCCAAGGCUGAAGAGGCCAGCUCGGAUGCCAAGUCAGCUUCUACCAGCAGCACCAAAUCCGGAGAGGCGGCUCAGUCCACAGAUGCCGCAAAGGAGGAAGUCAAGAAGAAGCAGAUUGUAUCCAUUCCUGUUGACAUUACACUGGAGAAGGCUGGAAUCCCACAGCUGACCAAGGCUGAGUGGACCAAGGCUAAGGAUCGAUUGAAGGCAUUCGCAGCCUCUGACAAGGCAAGAGUGCAGCGCGAGGAGGCAUUGAACCAGCUUGAAGCAUACACAUACAGGGUCCGCGAUCUUGUCGACAACGAGGCCUUCAUCUCGGCAUCUACUGAGGAGGAGCGACAGACACUGGCCGAAAAGGCUAGCGAAGCCAGUGAUUGGCUCUACGAGGAGGGAGAUGCAGCCACGAAAGCCGACUUUGUUGCCAAACUUAAGGUUCUCCAAGACCUUGUGGGACCAAUUCAGAGCCGCCUAGAUGAGGCUGAACGGCGACCUGGGCUGAUUACUGAAUUGAGGAACAUUCUCAACACUACGGACGUAUUUAUCAACACUGUGCGUGCACAGAUCUCUGCAUACGACGAGUGGAAAGCCACAGCCUCCGCCAAAGAAGCCGAAUCUGCGACCUCUAGUACUGCUGCUGAAACACCAAGCACCGGCUUUGAGGACCUAGAGGAUGAUGAUGAAAGUUCCAAGGACGCAGAAGAGAAGCCCACUAAAGAAGAGGUGGUGCCUCCGCUACACAACUCUGAGGAAAUAGACGGCCUCGAGGUUCUCUACAAGGAGACACUGGAUUGGCUUAACAAGCUCGAAGUUGAGCAGACGGGCAUUCCUCUCACCCAGGAUCCUGUCCUCAAGGUUAGCGAACUGGUUGCCAAACGUGAUGCGCUCGACAAGGCCAGCUUGGACCUCGCACUGAAGAGCUACAACCAAUACCAGAAGAACAAGCCCAAGAAGCCCACCAAGAGCAAGAAGGCGAAGAAGGACAAGACAAAGAGUGGUGAAAAGGCCACCCCCACCUUUGAGUUUCCUGAGGGAAGCACGCCUCUCUCUAGCGAGGAGCUGGAAGAGUUGGUCAAGCAGUAUAUGAAGGAGGAGGAGGAUGCCCGCAGAAACGCGGAAGACACAGCGAAGCCGGAGCAUGAUGAGCUCUAG